Molecule: messenger RNA, 3275 nt
Organism: Diuraphis noxia (Russian wheat aphid)
Lineage: Eukaryota; Metazoa; Arthropoda; Insecta; Hemiptera; Aphididae
Gene: mnb
Product: minibrain
Biological process (GO): peptidyl-serine phosphorylation; protein autophosphorylation; peptidyl-threonine phosphorylation
Molecular function (GO): protein serine/threonine kinase activity; ATP binding; protein serine/threonine/tyrosine kinase activity
Source: RefSeq, a predicted model, not a curated record
ACACCGCCGACCACCCGACGGGCGAUGACUAUAAUACAGACGGCAAUAUACAUAUACAUGACCACGGUGUCUGUGCGUGCGUGCGUUUCGUGUGUGUUACUGUGUUAGCACUCGGCAGUGAGCGAUAACGCGUCGUAUAUUAUUAUUUGUUAUUAUUUAUUUAUUAUUAUUAUUAUUACUAUUAUUAUAUAAAACUAUCAAAAACUGAAAAUAAUAUAUCGCUCCGCACCCGCCGUGUCGCGACCAGCGGACAUUCGAUUCAAUAUUAAUACAUAAGAUAAUAUUGCUUAAACGUUAUUUUCUUCUCUUCAAUUUUUACGACUUUUCAUCUUCAUCUUCGUCAUCAUCAUCUCUGUUGUAACGCGUAUUAAAAAAAAAAAAUACUUGAUAAAUUAACAACGUUAUUGGGUUGUAUAAAUGUAUGAUAUUAUAUUGUCUUGAAAUAUUAUGCUGACUCGUCACGUGCCGCAUUUCCGUAACUAUUGGUGCAGUGCUCUUACGGUUACGAUUGUCCGUGUCGUCGGUGGCCGCCGCCGUUCGUCCGUGUGGUGGUGAUCGGUUCGCGGUCGUCGGCACUACAGAUCCCCUCGUGCUUGUGUUUUGUCGUUACAUCAGUUACGAAUAGCAGACCCGACACGCCGACCGAAGGGACUGACGGUGUAACGACAACGUUAUUGUGUGUCGUACGUGCGCGCAGUGCGACAAGCCGUCGUCGUUACAUGAUGUCGCGUUACCGCCGGGCGACGUGCGAUACCGCCUAAAAAGGGCAUAUGCCCACCGUCGUCGUGACGCCGCGCUUCACGUCGGUCAGAAACCGUGCAUAGUGGUGUCUGCCAGCUUCAGCGGCCACGACCACSGGCGUUUUGUGAGUCCGUGACCAGCACACUCGUUGACCGUCACUUCUGUUGGUCGUAGUCUAACCAAACGUUGACAUCACACUCAGACCCCCUCCCCAACCGGAUUUCGGAUAGACUACCAUUGUGACACAAUGCGUUUUUAUGGAUGGUGUACUUGAAAAUCCGGCAAAGCGUUGCCGGCUACCAAUCGAGAUAUGGACGGCAGCAACGGUGCCAAGCAAGCCGAAAGUUGGCAUAAGCAUGAGCCGUUCAUGAUGGUCGAAAAGCAGAAAAACAAAAAUCAUGGGCAAGGAUCCCAAGACAGUAACUUUGGUUUUGGCGGUGGUCCUUUGUAUGGAAGACUUGUUGCUGAAGAUCAAUUACCAAUGGUUGGUGGUGUUGCUCCAGUGCACGCUGAUAUCCAUGCAAUGCAAGCAAGAAUACCACCUCAUUUUCGAGAUCCGUCAACAGCUCCAUUGAGAAAGCUUUCGGUGGACCUGAUCAAGACUUAUAAGUUUAUUAAUGAGGUAUACUAUGCUAAGAAAAAAAAAAGAGCUGGUGGUGGAGCAGUUGGGUUGAGUAGUCAACCUCAAAAUAAUGGAGCCCCCGUUGAAGGUCCUGUAGCCAAUAAAAAAGAAAGAAGAGUGUAUAAUGAUGGUCAUGAUGAUGAUAACCAUGAUUAUAUAAUUAGAAGUGGUGAAAAAUUUUUGGAUCGCUAUGAAAUCAUAUCGUUGCUAGGCAAAGGGUCAUUUGGACAAGUUGUUAAGGCUCGUGACGAAGAAGAAGAUUGUUAUGUAGCAAUUAAAAUAAUAAAGAACAAAAAACCAUUCCUAAAUCAAGCUCAAAUUGAAGUAAGACUAUUAGAAAUGAUGAAUAGAGCUGAUGUUGACAACAAAUACUAUAUUGUUAAACUCAAGCGUCAUUUUAUGUGGCGUAAUCAUCUGUGCCUGGUGUUUGAGUUAUUAUCUUAUAACUUGUAUGAUUUGAUUAGGAACACUAAUUUUAAAGGUGUUUCUUUAAAUCUUACACGUAAAUUUGCUGCUCAACUGUGCACGGCUCUGUUGUUCCUGUCCACACCGGACCUGUCCAUCAUACAUUGUGAUCUGAAACCAGAAAACAUAUUGUUGUGCAAUCCCAAAAGAUCAGCUAUUAAAAUAGUAGACUUCGGCUCAUCUUGUCAACUUGGCCAAAGAAUAUAUCAAUAUAUUCAAUCUCGUUUUUACCGUUCACCAGAAGUUUUGCUGGGUAUACCUUAUGAUCUGGCUAUUGACAUGUGGAGUUUAGGAUGCAUAUUAGUAGAAAUGCAUACCGGAGAACCUUUGUUUAGUGGAACAAAUGAAGUUGAUCAGAUGAAUAAAAUCAUUGAAGUUCUUGGCAUGCCACCCAAACAUAUACUUGACCAGGCUCAGAAAGCUCACAAAUAUUUUGAUAAGUUGCCUGGUGUUGAUUCGUAUACCUUAAAAAAACCUAAAGAUGCUAAAAAGUACAGGAAUCCAGGUGGUCGACGAUUACAUGAUAUAUUAGGUGUCGAAACUGGGGGUCCUUAUGCUAGGCGGUUAGGUGAACCAGGGCAUUCAGUUUCUGACUACCUUAAAUUUAAAGAUCUUAUAGUACGAAUGCUGGAUUAUGAUCCAAAAACACGAAUUACACCAUAUUAUGCUUUGCAACAUAACUUCUUCAAGCGGACUUCUGAAGAGGGUACUAAUACAGCUAGUGGUAUCGCUCAGGCUGGACUACAUAGCUUAGGUACUAGUCCGCCAUUUAAUAGUUUACCUAGUAAUAAUCCAGGGGACACAAAUGUGCAAUCAUCUGCAAUAAGAUUGCGGUCGGACCAGUGCCGAGGUAGAAGUACAAUGGAUUGUGAUCCUCCGCCGAUUGCUUCUAUGUACCACGGUUACCAAACGGCUCCAAUGGCUAGACACCAUCUGCCUCACCAUUCUACAGUUUACCCAAUGAAUCCAGCAUCCGCUGUUGGUGCUUUGGUUCACUGUCGACCCACCUCUUUGCCGUUCCUACAUCCACAACAUCACCCGUAUCAACCUAUACAAUCACAACCUCCACGCUCACUGCAUUCGUUGCAUAAUCACCCACCACCACCACCGCCAGUACAACAGCCUGUUGCACGGGUACCAACUUCCCAUUCCAAUCGAACGAAACAAGAACAAGAUGACAUGAUUGGGGUAUGUAUAGGUCAAAGUCCUGUAGCAAUAAACAUAACAUGAUCAAAUCGUAUAAAAUGUAAAAGAGAUAAUUUACACUUGUUUUCAAUGUAAAAAUCGAAUAACUGUGAUUAAUCUAUAGGGAAAGAACGUAAUUUUUAAAUUUAGAUUUGUACUGAGUAGUGUCAGAAAACAGUUUUAUUGUUUCCAUUGAUAUUGUUUUUGUUUUUUUUUGUUUUUUUUUUUUUUUUUUUUUUAUUACAAAUAUGUUAUAGAAUUC